This is a messenger RNA of Trichoderma reesei QM6a, 990 nucleotides long. RefSeq lists its product as uncharacterized. Lineage: Eukaryota; Fungi; Ascomycota; Sordariomycetes; Hypocreales; Hypocreaceae. The transcript is spliced from 2 exons. Bases 1 to 990 code for a protein of 329 amino acids. The record is from RefSeq and is a predicted model, not a curated record.
AUGGGUGUCUUCAUAUGUGUGAUGCAAAAGUUCCCAGUCGUGAACUUCGGCGCCAUGAACAGAGAGAUCUAUAUCGAGCUUGGUUGGGAAGAUGACCUUGAGUAUCAUUUGCCCAACGAGGUGGACAAAUUCGGGCGCCCAGUUCCUCACCGAAAAGCAGUGACGGGUACUGACAGACGAGGAAAUGCGAGCUUGAUGUCAGUGGUCGGCAUAAUGCCAGUUGUCGUACACGGGUUCGCUGACAACGAGCCACACACGCUUGUGAUAUUCGAGUGGAAUAUCAUCUCUGGUGUUCAAGACUUGCGCUUUAAGUCAGUGAUGAUCGAAGUAUCAUUCCUGGCCCAUGGCCCUCGAGGUGAAGCCGAGAAUGAAGCUCAAGAGCUACGCCACGCUGGCUUCAGUAGCCACUAUUGGAAUCCUGAAGUUGUGAAAGCCGUUCCAUCCGGUACAUCAACUUACAAACGCUCAACACGUCAUAUUGGCGGCAAGGAAACAUAUGAACUGGGUUUCAGUGUCGGCUUCCAGCCUUACUUCUCGCUGAGCCCCAAGUAUUCUUUGGAGCGUGACACAAGCUCCGAGAUCGUCGACGCUAUCCGUGUCACAGGCCAGCCGUUUGUCAUGAGCCCCGACCGCAACCGACCAGAUUCUGUACGGUGGAUCAUGCUUGAGAACGAAUCUAAGCGCUCAGGCGUGCCAGCGUAUAUGCGGACGGCUGUUCUGCUUAAGCGUCAGCCGAACGACAACGGUCUGUUUCUGGGCACCGUCAAAGUCGAGACACACAUAUCUUGGUGGGAAGACCUCAAGGAGAGAAAGCGGAGGCUCACUGGGCAAAUAAGGCGGGAUGAGCCAAUAGUGUUUGAUCCUCAUGUGGUGCAGUCGUCGGCCUUUGACAGCAAGAGACAGCAACUUGAUGAGGUGGACUUGGAUGCCGAGUUUCAGAUUGUGGACGAGGAGGUUACAACAGAGCCUGUGAAGCUACCUAUGUAUUGA